This is a messenger RNA of Oikopleura dioica, 381 nucleotides long. The record is from the annotation of a GenBank genome assembly. Lineage: Eukaryota; Metazoa; Chordata; Appendicularia; Copelata; Oikopleuridae.
AUGAAUCCAGGAAUCAUUCUUUUGACUCUUAUAACGACCCUUGAUGCCUUUUCUUUCGGAGUGCAGCGGCAUGAAACGAAUCAACGAUGCAAUCAGCGCUGCCAGCGAUCCUCCAACCCCUGGUCCGUCAAAAGCCUCCGACUCCAUCUUUCAAAAAAGCUGCAAAUCCACCCAAGCGACAUUAAAAUUCCCGGCGCUUUCGGCAUUCUAGACAUUGGCUCCUGCGCUGGAACUUGCAGAAAUGGCGGACAAUGCCAUCCGGCCUCGAGAACGCCGAUCAUUUUCGAGGUUUUCGGAAAGCCAUUCACGAGCGAGGAAUAUUUCAUCAUUGACAGCUGCUCCUGUGUUUCUGAACUGCAUAAUCCCCAGACUUGUAAUUGA